AUGGAUGGGGACGGGACGACGACGGAGGACCGGGACGCGGCGGCGUCGACGACGAUCGCGCCGCCGAGGGACGACGCGGAAUGCGUGGCGGCGACGCACGACGCGCCGGUGUACGCGGUGGCGUGGUCGAACGACGGCGCGGAGGCGACGGUGGUGAGCGGCGGGGGGGACGAUAAGGGAUAUUUGAGACGAGGCGCGGGGGAGGCGCGAGAGCUGGGAGGACACGGGGAGAGCGUGUCGUGCGCGGCGUUCAGCGCCGACGGUGGCUUGCUCGCCACGGGUGGACUCGAUGGAAAGGUGUGCAUUUAUGAUGGGAAGACGGGCGCGGUCGAACGCGCGCUCGAGGGACCGGGCGGGGGAAUCGAGUGGGUGGCGUGGCAUCCGCGAGGACGCGUGACGCUCGCGGGGAGCGAAGACUUCACGGCGUGGAUGUGGAACGGCGACGACGGUGCGCUCAUGCAAGUGUUCAGUGGACACAGUGAGCGCGUGUCGUGCGGUGGAUUUACGCCCGACGGUAAGCAAGUCGUCACCGGGUCUUACGACGGAUCGUUGCGAGUGUGGCAACCGAGAACGGGAGCGUGCGAACACGCGUUCCGCGGGCAUCCGUUCCACGACGGUCCGCUCACGUGCGUCGCGUUUCAUCCAUCGACGCUGGGAUUAACCAUCACCGGGAGCGAAGACAACACCGCUCGAUUGGUGAGCACGACGACUGGGAAAGUUCUGGCGCCGCUCGUGGCGCACACGGAAACCAUCGAAGCCGUCGGAUUCAGCGACAUCAUGCCGGUGUGCGCCACCGGCUCGCUGGAUAAGCAAAUUAUCAUUUGGGACACGAAUUCGUGUCAAGCCAGAGGUACGCUCUCGCACGGUGGUGCGGUGAGCCAGCUUCGAUGGAUUCCGAACACCAUGUGUUUGUAUAGCACAUCCGUCGACGGCAUCGUGCGACUCUGGGAUGCCCGCACGUCUACGUGUCAACGAGAGGCGCACGGUCACACGAAAGGGAUCUUAGACUUCGCCAUGAGUCCCGACUACGCUCGAGUCAUCACCGCGAGCGACGACUGCACGGCGCGCAUAUUCAACUUCUCCAAUCCCACGUAA
This is a messenger RNA of Ostreococcus lucimarinus CCE9901, 1095 nucleotides long. RefSeq lists its product with no specific name. The record is from RefSeq and is a predicted model, not a curated record. Gene Ontology annotation, molecular function: protein binding. The transcript is spliced from 2 exons. NCBI's taxonomy places the organism in Eukaryota, Viridiplantae, Chlorophyta, Mamiellophyceae, Mamiellales, Bathycoccaceae. The coding region runs from base 1 to 1095 and encodes 364 amino acids.